Molecule: messenger RNA, 1506 nt
Organism: Triticum turgidum subsp. durum (durum wheat)
Lineage: Eukaryota; Viridiplantae; Streptophyta; Magnoliopsida; Poales; Poaceae
Source: the annotation of a GenBank genome assembly
AUGACGUCCCCGGCGCCAGCGCCGCCAGCGGCCGCUGCGGCGCAGUCCCCGCCUCCCCGCAUCGGCCUCGCCGGCCUCGCCACCAUGGGCCAGAACCUCGCGCUCAACAUCGCCGAGAAGGGCUUCCCGAUCUCCGUCUACAACCGCACCGCCGCCAAGGUCGACUCCACGCUCUCCCGCGCCGCCGCCGAGGGCGCGCUCCCCGUGCUCGGCCACCGCGACCCGCGCGACUUCGUGCUCUCCCUCGCGCGCCCCCGCACCGUCGUGCUCCUCGUCCAGGCCGGCCCCGCCGUCGACGCCACCAUCGACGCCCUCUCGCCCUACCUCGACGCCGGCGACGCCAUCGUCGACGGCGGCAACGAGUGGUACCAGAACACGGAGCGCCGCAUCGAGCAGGCCGCCUCCCGCGGGAUACUCUACCUCGGCAUGGGCGUCUCCGGCGGCGAGGAGGGCGCGCGGAACGGCCCCUCGCUCAUGCCCGGCGGCGACUUCCAGGCCUACAGCAACAUCAAGGACAUCCUUGAGAAGGCUGCGGCUCAGACGGAGGACGGCCCGUGCGUCACGUUUGUCGGGCCCGGUGGCGCCGGCAACUUUGUCAAGAUGGUGCACAACGGGAUCGAGUAUGGUGAUAUGCAGCUCAUCGCCGAAGCCUAUGACGUGCUCCACCGUGUUGGUGGCCUCUCAAACUCGGAGAUAGCCGAUGUGUUUGCCGAGUGGAACAAGGGAGAGCUGGAGAGCUUCUUGGUGGAGAUUACUGCAGACAUAUUCACUGUGGCUGAUCCACUGGAGGGGAGCACCGGCGGGGCGCUGGUUGACAAGAUUCUUGACAAGACCGGGAUGAAGGGGACCGGGAAGUGGACGGUGCAGCAGGCGGCGGAGCUUGCAGUCGCUGCGCCCACGAUUGCAGCAUCGCUGGAUGGGAGGUACUUGUCGGGGCUCAAGGAUGAGCGAGUUGCAGCCGCAAGUGUGCUAGAGGAAGAGGGGAUGCCAGUUGGGCUUCUGGAGAAGAUUAAUGUCGAUAAGAAGGUGCUGGUGGACAGGGUCAGGCAAGCGCUUUAUUCGUCCAAGGUUUGCAGCUACGCACAGGGGAUGAAUCUGCUAAGAGCCAAGAGUGUGGAGCAGGGCUGGAAUCUUAACCUUGCCGAGCUUUCAAGGAUUUGGAAGGGUGGAUGCAUUAUUCGGGCAAGGUUUCUUGAUAGGAUUAAGAAGGCUUAUGACAGGAACCCUGAGCUGGCCAAUUUGAUUGUCGACAGGGAGUUCGCCAGGGAGAUGGUGCAGAGGCAGGGCGCAUGGCGGUGGGUUGUGGCCCGGGCAGUAGAGGCCGGGAUUAGCACCCCAGGGAUGUCUGCGAGCCUUUCAUACUUUGAUACCUAUAGGUGCAACCGGUUGCCAGCAAAUCUGAUCCAAGCACAGAGGGACUUGUUUGGAGCACACACCUAUGAGCGCAUUGACCGCCCAGGUUCUUUCCACACCGAGUGGAGUAAGCUGGCGAGGGAGGGCAAGUGA